Cuculus canorus (common cuckoo) is the source of this 2104-nucleotide messenger RNA. RefSeq names its product docking protein 1 (gene DOK1). NCBI's taxonomy places the organism in Eukaryota, Metazoa, Chordata, Aves, Cuculiformes, Cuculidae. Bases 51 to 1775 code for a protein of 574 amino acids. Gene Ontology annotation, cellular component: cytoplasm. The transcript has 5 exons. Gene Ontology annotation, biological process: positive regulation of MAPK cascade; cell surface receptor protein tyrosine kinase signaling pathway. The record is from RefSeq and is a predicted model, not a curated record.
GGGCGCUGUCCGGGUUUGGCGGUGUCCCGGUGUGGCGGUGUCGGUGCGGGAUGGACCCGCCGGCCAAGGAGGGGCAGCUGCUCGUCCAGCGCAGCCACAAGUUCGGCACCAAGCGCUGGAAGCGGAGCUGGCUGGCGCUGUACCGGGGCAGCGCGCACGGCGUGGCGCGCCUGGAGCUCUUCGAGGGGAAGGAGGCGGCGGGGCCGGCGCGGGCGGGACGGACCGUGGUGCGGCUCUCGGACUGCACCGGCGUGGGACCGGCCACCGAGCCCGGGCCCCGACCCGGCACCGCCGCCUUCCGCCUGCACACCCGGCACCGCACGUUCCUGUUGGCCGCCGAGCCCGGGCAGUGCCAGGAGUGGGUGGACAAACUCCGCGAGAUCGCCUUUCCGGGGAACAGCCCCAGCGAUGCUGGUGUGGCAGCCCAGCAUGGUAGAGAGGGCAGCGGGGAUGCACCAGCCCUGGAAAUGGCUGUGAACUCCAUCUACUACUCGCGAGAUGAAGUGAAUGCCUUCUGGGUGACAGUGCAACGGACUGAGGCCGCAGAGCGAUGCGAGCUGCAUGGUACCUAUGUGCUCAAGGCUGAGCGUGACAGCCUCGUCCUGAAGGACCCACGGACAAACGAGAUCCUCUACGUCUGGCCCUACCGGCUGCUCCGGAGAUAUGGCCGGGACAAGGUGAUGUUCUCCUUCGAAGCUGGCAGGCGCUGCGACUCGGGCCCAGGAAACUUCACCUUUGAGACCAAGCAGGGCAACGAAAUCUUCCGCCUUGUGGAAGCCUCUAUCCAAGAGCAGAAAGCACAGGUGGAGGAGAACCGGCAAAGCUGUAACUCGCUUGAUUUGGACAGCCCUGGGGUGGUGCUGAUCCGUCAGGCCCUGGCCGACUCCCUGAGCCUGGAGCUGCCUGCAGAGGGGGAUGACAGCCUGGCACCCAAAGCGGGGCUGGCGCCCAGGCCCAGUGCAACAGAGGAGAGAGACGUGACGUCUCUGCUGAAGACCCGGACUCUGCCGGAGCUCCCUGUGCCACAGCUGCCAAGCACACCCCCAUGCUCCCCUCUGCCGAAGGUGACCCGCGCUGUGCUGCCAGCCGAGGAUCCUUCCAGCGUGUACUCGGAGCCUCUGGACUCGGUGAAGGGCCGCCAGCCCUGGCCGGACCCGCUGUACUCGGACCCCAUCGACAGCAAGCCCAUCAGUGGGGCCAAGGGGCUCAGCGGCGCCUCAGAUGAGAUGAAGGUGCAGCUGCUGGCGCCGCUGUACUUGGGCACAUACGAACAGGUCCGCGUUGAGGGACGCAGCCCAGCCCUCACGGUGCCCGGGAAGGGGGAGCACAUCUACGAUGAGCCUGAGGGUCGUGCUCCAUGCUCACUGCCCCCUGCCACCUCCAUCUAUGAUGAAGCGCGGCCCACAGGGGAGGCCUGGCGCACUCAGGGCCAUGACGGCAGCCACGGCUACGAGUAUCCCUACAACCCCAGCAGUGACGACUACUCGGUACCCGCCUUCCAGGCCAAGGCCAAGGGCCCCAAGCCAGUGCCAGCCCCCAAGCCCCAGGCGGUCUUUAUCCCAAAAGGCAGCGAGAAGAGCGGGGACACUGGCAGGCGGCGGGGGAAUGCUGCUUCUGAGAAGGCAGCUGUCAAACCCAACCCCAACAGCAGCAAUAACAACAAUGUGGAGGUGCUGUACAGCCAGGUGGUGAAGCCCCAGCACGCGCAGAAGAAGGAGCAGUCUGUGGAUGAGUGCAGCUUAUCGCCUGUCUACGAGGACUUAGGAGAGAUCUAGCACACUGGCUCUGUGCCUGCCUGGGAGAGACUGGGGGCCCAGCGGCAUUCAGGACCAGUGCAGGCUGCUGUCCUCCAUGGAUCCAGGGGGUGGCUUGGGGCUGGGGACUGUUCUGGCUCAGGCAGAGCUCCUCUUGCUCAGCAAUGCUGAGAAGCUGCUUUUCCCUGGUUUGGCCCUUUCCGCUGUGAGAGUACGAGAGCUGUGCCUGGUGCAGGUGCCAGGGUGCCGUUCCUGCUCCCUUGGCACCUCCUGGCCGCGUUGCCCUGCACCUGCUGCUCUGGCUCUGCUCUGGCUCCUUCUCCAACCACAGUGCCCACCAAAGUACAUGG